Messenger RNA from Metschnikowia bicuspidata var. bicuspidata NRRL YB-4993, 1569 nucleotides. RefSeq lists its product as uncharacterized. Bases 102 to 1331 code for a protein of 409 amino acids. NCBI's taxonomy places the organism in Eukaryota, Fungi, Ascomycota, Pichiomycetes, Serinales, Metschnikowiaceae. Gene Ontology annotation, cellular component: mitochondrial inner membrane. The transcript has a single exon. The record is from RefSeq and is a predicted model, not a curated record. Gene Ontology annotation, biological process: inner mitochondrial membrane organization.
GGCCCAAUCCAUCAGGGCCAAUUAGACCAGUCUCUACAGCCAGCAAAAAGGGCACCAAAAACACACACAUAGCCCCCAAUUUCUUUGCUUGUGUCAGGAGAAUGACUUCCUAUGCUGUGCUUCCCGCCAGGGCUGCUCAGCCUCGCUUUUUUUGGGCUCGCGGUCUUUCGUUUAACCAGGCCCCGAAAGCACUGGGCCCAGUGCCCGUGGUCUUCCCCGGCGUCAACCUGCUGCCUGCUUUGGACGCCGUGGAGGAGUUGCCGACGCUCAGAUCCGUGGAUGACGUGCGGCUAGAGGCUUUGGGCUCGCCGCCCCAGGCGCUUUCCGUGGCGGCCCCCCCAUCUCUACCCGUGUAUAUCAGGCGAAACACGAUGAUGACGCUCCAGGCGAACAUGGACCACGUGCGCUUCCAAUCACGGUUGCUAGCACCAUUGCAGAGGCUCAUGUCUGGAAACUUCGUGCUGCGGUACCAGGAGAUCGUCGGCACCGAGCCGUUCAGCGUGCUUGUUCUGGCCAGCUCGCCGAGCUGGUUCCCGUCUCUUUUCUCCCGGACCACACAGAAGUCGUUCACCAAUCUCGCUUUGGAUGGUGCUGCCGACUGGGCGCUCUUCAAGCGCGACGCGCUCCAGGUGUACGCGGGGCCGUCCCUAGAGAUUUCCAUGCGCCGGGUGCCCGCGAGGAUCUCGCGCAGAUUCAGCAAGCACUUGAAGCUCCGGCUGCGCGAGCCCACGGGCUUGUACCGCUGGUAUCGGCCCGGGUACACCUUUGUCCACGGGCGCGGUGCGCUUGGCUUGGUAGGCAACGGCAUGGUGUACUCGGCCAGUGUUGCUGAGGGCGAGCUGAUUGCUGUCAGCAGGGCACACUUGCUUGGCAUCUCGGUCAACGGGCCCCAUGACUUGGAAAACUGCAUCGUGGCACACAAGAACCCCGUCAAGAUGGAAAACGUGGUCCUCGUGCCUCCGCCCCAGGCGGCCAGCCUCAACACGUGGCGCGACGUGUGGACCCAGCUGAAAUACUACUACUGGCGGCUAUUCGACCUUUUGCGGAAGUUCCGUGGCCGCUCAAUGCAGCAGGCGAUCGGCAACCAGGACUUCGUGAAGGUCGUGGGGCCACGCACCAUCUUGCUCCAGUCCGGCGUGCCUCAGGAGUCGUUCGAGCGCAAGUUCGACUUGCCUCGCCUAACGCCGGCCAGCCACGUGCAGAUUGUGCCGGAAAAGCUGGUGGAGAACAAGCCAGCGGACUACCUAAACGUGGUCACGAUUGAGCCGGGGAAAGCGCCGAAAAUCGAGAGCACUGAUGACUUCAAGGACGGCCUUCGGCAUAAGAACUAGACACUGCAGCAGUAGCUCGUAUAUAGUAAAUAGCAGAUGAGUUCAAGGGUUGGGCCGGGCUGUGGAAUGGACCUCGACUGCAGCAUUCUCGAGAGACACUUCCAAGGGCAUUGAUGUCGGUGAAGCAGUAUUUACAGAGACAGCUAUCCAUAGGAUAUGAACCUAGCUUCCAUAGCGGACGGAAACGACAAUGUUGAUGGCGCAAUUCAAAUAGAUUCGAAGUAAAGAGUUUACUUAU